AGACAAAAAUAACAGAAAUAAGCUGAACUUUUGAUUGGAUUUAUAAAUGUACUUGUAACCAAAACAUUUUUGUUGUGUAACACUAGAAAACACUGGUUCGUCUUGAACAGCACUCAGCUCAUUAUAAUAAAUGCUUUCGUCACUUCGUUUAAGGCGCGAAUUCCUUCCAACUAUCGCACCGAUAACGUUACUUUACCUGGGAGUCUUGUCCUCUUUGGAUAAUUAAGUACACUAGUUCUUUCUGCAGCUCACCGCCAAAGUGUUUGCAACAAGAAUGAUUGGACAGAAAACGAUUAACUCAUUUUUUUCGCCGGUGUCGAAAAAGAGAGUUUCCAAGGAGGUAAAUGAAUCCGAGGAGGAUACUAAAGAGCAGAAGAAGCAGAAGUGCGCCGUGGCGGCGCCAGAGCCGGAAUGCCCGCCUCCUGGUCCUCUGUCCCCGGAGCAGCUGGACAGGAUCGCCCGUAACAAGAGAGCGGCGCUGGAGAGACUGGCUUCCGCUCAGACUCCUCCGGGGUUCGGGGAGAGCUGGAGGAAGGAGCUGGCUGCUGAGUUUGUAAAGCCCUACUUCAAACAGCUGAUGCAUUUUGUUUGUGAAGAGAGGAAACGCUACACAGUUUACCCACCUGUUGAACAAGUGUUCACCUGGACCCAGAUGUGCGGCAUCACAGAUGUCAAAGUGGUCAUUCUAGGUCAAGAUCCGUAUCAUGGUCCCGAUCAAGCUCACGGAUUGUGCUUCAGUGUGAAAAGACCAGUUCCUCCUCCUCCGAGUUUGGAGAACAUGUACAAAGAGCUGACCUCAGACAUCGAAGGUUUUGAGCACCCAGGUCACGGAGACCUGACUGGAUGGGCCAAACAAGGUGUGCUGUUGCUCAACGCUGUGCUGACUGUCAGAGCACACCAAGCCAACUCCCACAAAGACAAAGGCUGGGAGGCCUUCACUGACGCUGUGGUGCAGUGGCUCAGCACCAAUCUGGAGGGUGUCGUGUUCAUGCUGUGGGGAGCAUAUGCCCAGAAAAAAGGGGCUUCCAUUAACCGAAAACGCCACCAUGUCCUGCAGGCUGUGCAUCCUUCUCCCCUGUCUGCUCAUCGAGGAUUUUUUGGAUGUAGGCAUUUCUCAAAGGCCAACGAGCUACUACAGAAAAACGGAAAGUCUCCAAUAGACUGGAAGGCUCUUUAACUUCUGUCUAUGUUAGCUUUUCUUAUGCACAAGUUAAUUAACUACAGACCAAACCCAUCUAUAAGCUUUUUAGUUCCUCUUUCAGCAAAUGUUUAUUUCAUGUUUCAUGUUUUUAUGAAACAAUUUAUGUCAGCAGAUUGUUCUGUUUUUACAGCCUUUUUCUUUAAACUCACAGCUGUAAUGUUUGUUUAGCUCAUUUCCUAUAUCUGGUUUCCCUUUUGUAAAUAUUUGUAUACUCUUUCUGCUCUUUAGGUAUGCACAUUAAAGUUUCCAUUCUUUGUAUUGUAA
This is a messenger RNA of Girardinichthys multiradiatus, 1465 nucleotides long. RefSeq names its product uracil DNA glycosylase a (gene unga). Gene Ontology annotation, cellular component: mitochondrion; nucleus. Lineage: Eukaryota; Metazoa; Chordata; Actinopteri; Cyprinodontiformes; Goodeidae. The record is from RefSeq and is a predicted model, not a curated record. The coding region runs from base 275 to 1177 and encodes 300 amino acids. Gene Ontology annotation, molecular function: uracil DNA N-glycosylase activity. Gene Ontology annotation, biological process: base-excision repair; base-excision repair, AP site formation via deaminated base removal. The transcript is spliced from 7 exons.